Molecule: messenger RNA, 2224 nt
Organism: Ctenopharyngodon idella (grass carp)
Lineage: Eukaryota; Metazoa; Chordata; Actinopteri; Cypriniformes; Xenocyprididae
Gene: r3hdm4
Product: R3H domain containing 4
Exons: 8
Coding region: 148-912 (254 amino acids)
Molecular function (GO): nucleic acid binding
Source: RefSeq, a predicted model, not a curated record
GGCUGUAGGGUUUUCAAAACCCCGCCCAUUCUCUUUAUCUAGUUAGCUAUUAGCCAUCGCGGCUAACGCCAGCUGUUCUGGACCUUUUCUCCUUAUAAAUUUCUUUGUUUGUGUCUCUGUCGUGUUUCUUUGUGAGAAGACUUUGAGAUGGUUGUGUUAAAUAGCAAUGACAAUGAGGAACAGGAUGUAAUCCUAAAUGAGCGGCGCUGCUCAUCUCUACCCAACUCUCCUGCAAAACGUGUUUCUCCAGCCAAAAAGAAGCAGUUCUUUAUUAACCAGGCCAUCCGUAACUCGGACCUCACUCCCAGAGCCAAGGGCAGGAAGAGUCUGCGACGACAGGAAAACACUCGUUUUCUGGACAGUCUUUUGGAACCGGAUGAAUGCUCUAAAGAGGAUGGUGAAGGGCAUGAAACAGCCUCGCCCACCAUCUUCACUGAAGCCUGCACCAAUGGAAACUAUGUGGAGUACUGGAGUGAUUUUAUGAAUCGUUCUGGGGAGGAGCAAGAGCGACUGUUGGCUCUGCUGGAGGAGGAGGCUCAAAGGACCCACUCUAACAAGAGCCAUAAAGACCAAAGAAAGGUAAAUCCUGCUCUCAGGGCUCAGGAAUGUUACCAGAGGAUUGAUCGAAGGCUGCGUGCGACGCUGAGACGCAGACAGAUUCCCAUGGGAGUGUUGGAAGGUCUGGAAUCCAGUCUGCUGGGAUUCUUCAUGGCACAUCCACACUCAAUUUACAUUACCAAACUCAGCAGCAGUUAUGAGCGACUGCUCUUUCAUGCCAUCUGCCAAUACAUGGAUCUGACCUCUGCUAGCUCUGACUGUAAUGGUGCUCGACAGACUGAGGUAGUCAACAAACAGGAAGAGUUCCUGCCUCCUCAGUCUCUGCUCUCUGCCUACCUGGAACAGAUGAGCUAAGCUGCUAUGAAUCCUGGCCACAACCAGUACCAUUGCUGUUCAUCCAGCCAGAACCGGCACCGCUGCCUCUUACCUGGCCAACAUGAACUGUGCGUGUGGCAUUAUGUCAUAGGACCUGACCUGCAGGCCUUGUCUUUUAGGAGAGACUGCCUAACUAGCGUGAUCACUGUACUCAGUGUCACUGUCUCUUUCAUUUACUUUUUAAAUGCAUUUUCUGAUGUUUUGGAGCACAUAUUAGUAGAUGUUACUAUAACUGUCUUUAUAAAUAAUCUGAUUCUUUUUCCAUGUUCCAGGCAGAAUUUUACUGUCAUGGCAUCUUUGUAUUCAAGUAGAAACAUAAUUGUGUAUGAACUCGAGAAUAUGAUUGAUAAUUGACAAUUAUUGUUUUUGAUGUUCAUGAUCUUAACAUAAAAAUUCACAGUCAAAAACCUACAACUCAGGCUCCUAAAAGGAUGACAUGUUCUAAAUCAGCACACAUAUCACAAAUCUCAUGAUGGUUAUGCAGUUAUUGUAUGUGUAUACCCGUACAAUGUGUUUAUUUUUACUGCACACAUACUGCACAACAUUUUACUAUUGACAUGCAUUUGAUUUGUGCAGACUUGUAAUUCUGCUCAUUUACUUUAGCCAGUCCUGCCUGACAAGAGGGAUCUGUAGUCCUUUUAUAUCCAGCAUUCUAUAACAUGAAUUUGAGUAAAACAGUACUUGUUUGUUAAUCUGCAGUUAUCAGGUGUCACACACUUCUUUUUUUUUUCCUGUUAAGGAUCUGCCAACAUGCACUUAAAACUGCCUUACCUGUACAUGCCAUAUUUGUCAGUUUUGCUUUUUCGUAUUUAUAUAUUGAGCCUUUACAUCAAGGUUAUUUGGUUUACAUACACGGGAAAUCUUUUGAUGUUUUAUACCAUCAAGGGUCUUGAGACACUUGAGCAGUUCUUGCAUUGGUGUUUAUAACCAAAGUGUGUGUGUGUGUGUAUAGUGCUGAUUCUCAGGCAUCACCCUUCAUGAAUGUGGACUUUUACAUUACUCUCAAUCACCUAAAAACAGGUGUGUUGAACCCUUUUGCGACGAAGAGUUAGCUUUUUAGAAUAAUAUUUAUACUUUUGUGCCAAUAUUUGAGUUUAAUGCUAUUUAUACACCAUGGUGGCAGAACAUGAAUACACACCAUAGAGCGCUUCAUUGUAUUUAGUUUUGUCUGUUGCUAGUACCUGUUAAAAUGGUAUCAAUCUUUUAACUGAGAUCAUAUUGUGUGAUUAUUUUAUGGAUCGAAAUGCAAGUCAUGUGGACAUAACCAUGAAAAUAAAAACGUUCUGGUAAA